Molecule: messenger RNA, 894 nt
Organism: Vicia faba (fava bean)
Lineage: Eukaryota; Viridiplantae; Streptophyta; Magnoliopsida; Fabales; Fabaceae
Source: the annotation of a GenBank genome assembly
AUGCAUUCAAUGGUCCAACGGAGAGUGAAACAAAUUGGUUUGAAGAUUGUUUCACCAAAUGUUCUAGACAUGACACUUGUAGAUCUCCCAGGUAUUACAAAGGUUCCCGUUGGCGAUCAGCCUUCUGAUAUUGAAGCCCGGAUCAGAACAAUGAUCAUGUCAUAUAUCAAAGAGCCCUCAUGUCUUAUUCUAGCUGUCACACCGGCAAAUUCAGAUUUGGCUAAUUCCGAUGCUCUUCAGAUGGCAGGAGUGGCUGAUCCCGAGGGUAAUAGAACGAUCGAUGUAAUCAUAAAGGUUCAGUAUACUCUUCUAACAUUAUAUGUGUAUCUUUAUGGAUUUUGUUAUAUGCUGUUGAGAAAAGUUAUUCCCCUCCGACUUGGCUAUGUUGGCGUUGUAAAUCGUAGUCAGGAGGACAUUCAAAUGAACCGGAGUAUAAAAGAUGCUCUUGUUGCUGAAGAGAAAUUUUUCCGCAGCCGUCCUGUAUACAACGGUCUAGCAGAUAGUUGUGGUAUACCUCAACUAGAAAAGAAGUUAAACCAGAUUCUAGCACAACAUAUCAAAGUUGUGCUACCUGGGUUGAGAGCACAUAUAAGCAAUAACCUAGUUACUGUUGCAAAGGAGCAUGCGAGCUAUGGAGAAAUCACGGAGUCUAAGGCAUGUGGUGCUCUUCUCCUGAACAUUCUUUCAAAAUAUUGUGAAGCAUUCUCCUCCAUGAUUGAGGGAAAGAAUGAGGAGAUGUCCACAUCCGAGUUAUCUGGUGGGGCUCGGAUUCAUUAUAUUUUUCAAUCCAUCUUUGUCGGGAGUUUAGAGGAGGUAGAUCCAUGUGAAGGCUUGACUGAUGAUGAUAUUCGUACUGCCAUACAAAACGCAACUGGGCCAAGAUCAGCAUUGUGA